AUGGAAAGAUUAUUGUUUGUUGUCUCAAAACUCUAUGCACCAAGAUUGGAUAUAUUGCUCCUUUUUGAGUGCUCUCAAGUUAUUAUAAAUCAACUCCACCAUCCUUUCAUAGUAAUUGUCAUCAUAGUUAAUGAAUUGAUGUAUUACAUCGAAAACUUAAUAGAUGUGACCGAUUUGACAUGUUUAAUAUAUCCCGUGAAUAGUUAA
Molecule: messenger RNA, 207 nt
Organism: Heterostelium album PN500
Lineage: Eukaryota; Evosea; Eumycetozoa; Acytosteliales; Acytosteliaceae
Exons: 3
Coding region: 1-207 (68 amino acids)
Source: RefSeq, a predicted model, not a curated record